Messenger RNA from Esox lucius (northern pike), 2305 nucleotides. Its product is annotated as copine-9. The record is from RefSeq and is a predicted model, not a curated record. NCBI's taxonomy places the organism in Eukaryota, Metazoa, Chordata, Actinopteri, Esociformes, Esocidae. Gene Ontology annotation, molecular function: calcium-dependent phospholipid binding. The coding region runs from base 436 to 2211 and encodes 591 amino acids. Gene Ontology annotation, biological process: cellular response to calcium ion. The transcript is spliced from 20 exons. Gene Ontology annotation, cellular component: plasma membrane.
UACAUUAUUUACAUCAGAACGUAGCACAGCGUUGCAUCCUGCUGAACGCGCGCCACUGGCAGCAACUUUAGAAAGUCUCUGCCUCCACCUGCCGAUGGAUAAUCAGAAAUACGGCGCAAAGAACCCGUCGGUGCUUUUCAGUGACAGUGACGCGCACUGUAGUCUUCUUUUUCUCCUCAAUGAAUUAAAUCGCAUCCACCACCACACCUCCAUGCAUGGAUUGUCUCGAGCACUGCCACUUGCUUCACCCACAGGUAUGCGCCUCGCGCUGAACUCCGUGAAGACGUUUGUCAACAAACGCCACUACUUGCUGCUUUUGUCUUUCCCCUUUUCCAGGUGAAAGGAACACCUUUUCAAACAAAAUAUCGGCCAAGACUGUUGGGCGAACAUAGCUGAUAAGUUCACAAUUGAAAAUAACUGAUUUAAAGCCUGACCAUGGCGACAAUUGGGGAUUUCGACCCGCUCAACUCCACCGUACCUGCGACUAAGAUUGAAGUUACCGUCUCGUGCAGGAACCUGUUGGACAUGGACACCUUCUCCAAGUCAGACCCUGUUGUGGUGUUGUUUGUUCAAGGCAUUGGAACAAAGGAGUGGAGAGAGUUUGGUAGAACAGAAGUGAUCGAUAACACGCUGAACCCGGACUUUGUGCGGAAGUUCGUCCUGGAUUUCUUUUUCGAAGAGAAGCAGAAUCUUCGCUUUGAUGUGUACAAUGUGGACACCAGAAGUUCAAACAUGUCAAAACAUAAGGACUUUCUGGGCCAGAUGUUCUGCACCCUGGGGGAGAUCAUCGGGUCCACGGGCAGUCGGCUGGAGAGAACUCUGUCGGGGAUCCCCGGGAAGAAGUGUGGCACAAUAAUAUUCACCGCCGAGGAACUGAGUAACUGCAGGGACAUUGUCACCAUGCAGCUGUGUGCCAACAAGUUGGACAAGAAAGACUUCUUCGGCAAGUCAGACCCUUUCCUGGUCUUCUACCGCAGCAAUGAAGAUGGAACGUUCACCAUCUGCCACAAGACUGAGGUGGUGAAGAACAACCUGAACCCAGUGUGGCAGCCGUUCACCAUCCCGGUGCGAGCCCUCUGUAAUGGAGACUACGACAGGACGGUCAAAGUGGACGUGUAUGACUGGGACAGAGACGGAAGAUGCUGCAGGUGUUUCUUUCGCAACUAUUCCCACAGUCAUGACUUCAUUGGCGAGUUCACCACCAGCUACAGAGAAUUCUCCAAAGGCCAGAGCCAGUUCAAUGUCUACGAGGUUUUGAACCCUAAAAAGAAAGGCAGGAAGAAGAAAUAUGUCAAUUCAGGGACAGUCACCCUGCUGUCUUUCAAAGUGGAGUCAGAAUUCACAUUUGUGGACUUCAUCCGGGGAGGGACGCAGCUGAACUUCACAGUGGCCAUUGAUUUCACAGCAUCUAAUGGGAACCCGAGCCAGCCCACCUCUCUCCACUACAUGAGUCCGUACCAGAUGAAUGCCUACGCCAUGGCCCUGAAGGCUGUGGGCGAGAUCAUCCAGGACUACGACAGUGACAAGCUGUUCCCCGCCUACGGCUUCGGAGCCAAGCUGCCCCCGGACGGCAAGAUCUCCCAUGCUUUCCCGAUGAACUUCAACAGUGAGAAUCCCAACUGCGUGGGGAUUGAGGGAGUGUUAGAGGCCUACUUCCAGAGUCUGAGGACCGUUCAGCUAUACGGUCCGACCAACUUUGCUCCUGUCAUUAACCAGGUGGCACGAUGUGCUGCAGAUGUGACUGAUGGAUCCCAGUAUUUUGUGCUGCUGAUGAUCACGGAUGGCGUCAUUUCAGACAUGGUGCAGACCAAGGAAGCAGUGGUCAACGCUGCUGCUCUGCCCAUGUCGAUUAUUAUCGUGGGAGUUGGCCCUGCUGAGUUUGACGCCAUGGAGGAGCUGGAUGGUGACGUGGUCAGGGUGUCCUCCAAGGGCCGCGUGGCGGAGCGAGACAUAGUGCAGUUCGUACCGUUCCGGGACUACAUCGAUCGCCAAGGCAACCAAGUGCUGAGCAUGGCGCGGCUGGCCAAGGACGUGCUGGCGGAGAUCCCAGAGCAGCUGCUGGGCUACAUGAAGACAAGGAACAUCAUACCUCAGCCCGCUCAGCCGGCCGCCUCCUCCUCUUCCACCAACUCCUCCUCCAGGACCUCCUCCUCCACCACCACUACCACCUCCAAGAUGGGCUCGCUGGGACUCAACAAACUGCGCAUCUGAGAAAGGACGAUGGGUGGGGUUUGGGGGCGCUCCUGGAUUCAGGGUCACAGUUUGCACCAUGUUAGUUUCAAGCCAAUACCUGAAUAGACAUACA